This is a messenger RNA of Marmota flaviventris (yellow-bellied marmot), 1470 nucleotides long. RefSeq names its product RNA polymerase II subunit C (gene Polr2c). NCBI's taxonomy places the organism in Eukaryota, Metazoa, Chordata, Mammalia, Rodentia, Sciuridae. The record is from RefSeq and is a predicted model, not a curated record. Gene Ontology annotation, molecular function: protein dimerization activity; DNA binding. Gene Ontology annotation, cellular component: RNA polymerase II, core complex. Gene Ontology annotation, biological process: transcription by RNA polymerase II.
CGGAGUCGGCGCAGGCGCGGUGCAGCUGUCGCGGGGGCCGGCUGGACGCGGGGCGCAAUGCCGUACGCCAACCAGCCCACGGUGCGGAUCACGGAGCUCACCGACGAGAACGUCAAGUUCAUCAUUGAGAACACGGACCUGGCAGUGGCCAAUUCCAUUCGGAGGGUCUUCAUCGCCGAGGUGCCCAUAAUAGCUAUUGACUGGGUUCAGAUUGAUGCCAAUUCUUCAGUCCUUCAUGAUGAGUUCAUUGCUCACAGGCUUGGACUAAUUCCCCUCACUAGUGAUGACAUUGUGGACAAGCUGCAGUACUCCCGGGACUGCACGUGUGAGGAAUUCUGCCCUGAGUGCUCUGUGGAGUUCACCCUGGACGUGAGGUGCAAUGAAGACCAGACGCGGCACGUCACAUCCCGAGACCUCAUCUCCAACAGCCCCCGGGUCAUUCCGGUGACAUCCCGGAACCGAGAUAAUGACCCCAACGACUACGUGGAGCAGGAUGACAUCCUCAUCGUCAAGCUGAGAAAGGGCCAGGAGCUGAGGCUUCGAGCCUAUGCCAAAAAGGGCUUUGGCAAGGAACAUGCCAAGUGGAACCCCACUGCAGGGGUGGCUUUUGAAUAUGAUCCCGACAAUGCCCUGAGGCAUACAGUGUACCCCAAGCCUGAGGAAUGGCCAAAGAGUGAAUACUCAGAGCUGGAUGAGGAUGAGUCACAGGCUCCCUAUGACCCCAAUGGCAAGCCAGAAAGGUUUUACUACAACGUGGAGUCCUGUGGUUCUCUGCGCCCUGAAACCAUUGUUCUCUCAGCUCUCUCUGGAUUAAAGAAGAAGUUGAGUGAUUUACAGACUCAGUUAAGCCACGAGAUCCAAAGUGAUGUGCUGACCAUAAACUAGCUUCAGCUCACCUAUUUCAGCAAAAGUGGGGAUUCCAGAUAGUAAUUGGGUUUCAGGUCUUUGACACCUUCUGGUUUGGGGUCUCUGGACUGCUAUUCAAGCCUCAUGACAGGCCAUCAGUGCCCGCCAGAGCGGGGCUGCAGAUUACCAGGGAUGCCACUGGAAUUUAGGGUAGGACAGUUUUUACUAGACAGUUAGCAUGCCUGGCCCUAUUUGUUAAGGCCCAGUGGUAUUCCCCAGCACCCAGAACAUCCCUCCCAUCCCAUUUCCUAGCACCCCAGUAGGGGGCAUACUGCUUCCCCUCUGAGAACCACUGAGCUGGACUCCUCCUGGUCAUUGCAGCUCCUUAAUACCCUUUCCAUCCAACAAGAAGGGAUUUUCACAGCUGGAGCUUAGGUUUUCGGUGUUAGGAUUGAGUGCUAGAACCUUCAUUUAGGCAGGUGAUAAAUGCUCCUGACUCUUUCCCCAGAGCCAGGCUACUGGCACCUCAAAUUUCUGGGUGUUCCUAAUUUGGAAAGUAAUCCUUUAGGAUAGACUCUGGCUGUCCCCUCCCUCCACAAAUAAACAUGCUGUUUGAACACUUUC